GGCUGCGCGUUUUGACCCUCGCGGGUUGCCGUAGUGGCGGUUCCAGUCCGAGUGUACAGUUUUUCAAAUUCUUAUUAUAUUCAAAUGAUUGCUUAGAAAAAACUGCGAAUAUUAAUCGAGGUGUUUUCUUAACAAAACCGAAUUUGUUGCAUCAAUCCAGGAGUGACUUUGUCCGUAAACCUUACGUGUUGCUAUGGAGGAGGUGACCCGGUUGGUGUCAACAGGCGACUGCCUGAAGAUCUGGGAUGCCACCUCCAUGAGUGUGGUGGAGCAGUUCAACCCUCAUAGUGCCAGUCACCCACUAGCACAGAUGUGCUGGAGCAGUAGCAAUCAGUACAUUGUCAGUGCCAGCAGUAUAGGAGACAAGCUGGUAGUGACCAGUCUGAAAUCCUCACCGGUGCCAGUGAUGGAGCUUGCAGAAGGGAAAAAACAGACACGAGUCGCACUGAAUUCAACAUCACAGUUCCUGGUCAGUGGGGGACUGGAUAACACGGUGAACAUCUGGGACCUAAAGACAAAGAGAUUACAUCGCAGCCUUAAGGACCAUAAGGAGGAAGUGACGUGUGUAUCCUUUAAUGGUGGCGAUAGUUACAUAGCAUCUGGUUCCACCAGCGGGGACAUCAUCCUCCACAGCAUUACCACCAAUCUGUCCAGCAAAGCCUUUGGCCAUGGGCCAAAUGAGCCUGUACAUGAUUUGAAGUAUUCACUGAUAAAGCGGUCUCUCUUGGGGAGUGUGUCAGACAGUGGCUCAGUCGUACUCUGGGAUGCAAACACACAGAAGGAACUUCACACGUUUGAAGGAGCACACAAAGCUCCAGCAUCAGGCCUGGUCUUUUCUCCAGCCAAUGACCUGCUUUUUAUUACAGUUGGGUUGGAUAAGAAGAUUGUCUGCUAUGACACUUCCAGCAAAGUUAUUUUUCGUAGUAAGCAGGUCGAGUCCCCGCUAACAGCUGUAGACUUUACUCCGGAUGGAGCAGGGCUUGUAGUGGGCUCCACGCAGGGGCGGAUCUACAUGUAUGAUCUUCGUAAUUUAAGUGCUCCUGUCAAAACCACAACCGCUCACAAGACCUCAGUUACGUGCAUCCGCUUCCAGCACUCCAACACUAGGCUAAAGACUAGUAAAACGGUGUCUGGUAAGAUGUCGUCUUCUCAAUCCAAGAGAAUCUCGGUUAAGCUGGGGCAGAACCAGCAGAGUGGUCCUUCUACACCAACCUCCUUAGUUCCUGUAGUCCCUGAACAGCAGCCAGUAACCCGAGGAGACGGACAGGCUCAGAACCACGGGAGUGUAGGUGGUUCCGAGGUGUCAUCUAGAGAGGCUGAAGGCCAACACAGUCUGGAUAAGUUCAACAGUGUGGGCCGAAACAGCCUGAACCUAGACAUCUUCUCACCUGUAGCUGAUGGGUUUAAAACACAUGGUUUCAUUAGUGAUACUCCAACUUCAAGAAAUGGAGGCAGUGCUGAUGUGUUCUUUAGAGAACCUGAAGGACAACACAGUUCUGAAAAGUUUAGGGUGGGUCGCAACAGCCUGGACAUCUUUUCUCCUGUCCGAGAUGAUUACAAAGGGCAUAGAGUCAGCGAUGCUUCAAGUGGAAAGAAAGAUUUAGAUUUCUUACCUCAGCAAGGUUCAGCCCAUCGUAAGAACCCACUGGGUACACCAGGUACUCGCUGCUACAGUCCUCUGUCUGCUGUCCACACACCACCUCCAAUCAAAGAGGAAGAACCUGUCACAUCACCCACACAUACGGACACACAGAACAACACGGUGGAGAAGACAAAUUUUCCAAGGCAGAAUGUUCUGACCACACCCCCAGCUCCUCAAAGCACACACAUGCAAUCAGUGCCUUUAUUCAACACUCCUGAACCCAGUCAGAGAAGAGAGGUACCAACCCAACUCAGUUACGAUUCGCCAGUGAGUAGCAGUCAACCUACAGCUGAAUCAGCAGCAGCAGCAGCAGGCGCAUCUGGUGCUGCCAGUAGUGGAGCACCACUCACCUCUGUCCAGAUGAAUUUUGUGCGCAAUAUGAUCCAUGAAGCUCUAGAAGAUUUCAGAGAUACAUGCCAUAGGGAUAUCAUCAAUCUUCAAGUGGAAAUGGUGCGGCAGUUCUACAUUCAGCUGAACGAAAUCCAUGGGCUCAUUGAGAGGUACUCUGUGAAUGAGAGUCUGGUGGAGGAGAUUGAGAAGCUGAAGGAGGAGAACAGGCGACUCAGAGCCAAUUACUAAGAAACAAGUGGCUACCUGUUUGACAUGUAGAGUGUGCACAGUACAGGUUUAGGCCUGAGGCAUGUGAUAGCACUACAGUGCUGGCCUAACUGAUAAAGGACCCAGAGAUUUUUCCAUUUUCCUGCUGAUGUCUAAAGUAUGUACUCAUGCCCUAAGGACAAGCACACAGCCUUAUCACCAGCACACAUUUGUAAGGUUACCCCAUGUAUGUGCCUUAAAAUAAGAGUGAUUAUUAUGUUUUUGUCUCAAUUUUGUGCAUAUUUUAUAACAGCUAAUUUGUUAUCAAAUGUAGCCAUAUCAUAUGGCUUACAUGUUUUGUAAUAGAUAACAAGAGUGUAUGAUAACUUUAUAAUCAAUACUGAUGAUAUUAUACAUUAGAAUGAUACAUUUUGGGGACAUCAAUAUUGACACAGUCCAUUAAAACACCAAGUAUACUUCUGUGGCCAUAUGUGAAGAAAAAAACAAAACAAGCUGAAUCAAAGGAUGGAUCUGUUUCCAGCGCUUACAGUGAACUUUUGUAGUAGUCAUGAAAACAUUUGUAUGUUAAAUAAAUUAUUGCAAUGAA
Molecule: messenger RNA, 2786 nt
Organism: Clarias gariepinus (North African catfish)
Lineage: Eukaryota; Metazoa; Chordata; Actinopteri; Siluriformes; Clariidae
Gene: nedd1
Product: NEDD1 gamma-tubulin ring complex targeting factor
Exons: 17
Coding region: 194-2221 (675 amino acids)
Biological process (GO): microtubule nucleation; mitotic cell cycle
Cellular component (GO): ciliary basal body; centriole; pericentriolar material
Molecular function (GO): gamma-tubulin binding
Source: RefSeq, a predicted model, not a curated record